Ascochyta rabiei is the source of this 1611-nucleotide messenger RNA. RefSeq lists its product as uncharacterized. Bases 1 to 1611 code for a protein of 536 amino acids. The transcript is spliced from 8 exons. Lineage: Eukaryota; Fungi; Ascomycota; Dothideomycetes; Pleosporales; Didymellaceae. The record is from RefSeq and is a predicted model, not a curated record. Gene Ontology annotation, molecular function: monooxygenase activity; oxidoreductase activity, acting on paired donors, with incorporation or reduction of molecular oxygen; heme binding.
AUGCCCACCAUGUUCACUUUAGCCUUCAGCAUCACCAUCUUCUUAUUUGUCGUAGUAGUAACAGCUCUUCUGCGCCUCUCUCUUGCUACCAGGCGUGUUCAAUCAUGCCCCCCAGGUCCAUCAGCUCUCCCACUGCUAGGAAACCUGCAUCAGAUCCCAGCCAAGAAAGCUUUCCUCAAAUUUUUUGCUUGGUCCCAGAAGUAUGGACCAAUCAUUUCUGUAAAGCUUGGUCCUCAAAAUCUAGUAGUCCUGAAUUCAGCGGCUACCGUUCGCGAUCUGUUUGACAAACGAGGCGCAAUAUACUCCAGUCGACCUGCUAAUCACAUCGGCUCCGAGCUCAUUACUCGCGACGACACUCAUUUACUUUUGAUGCCCUAUGGUCCCAAUUGGAGGAAUCAGAGGAAGAUUUACCAGUCUAUUCUCAACAUCAAUGCCGUAGGAUCACUGCAAGCGUUGCAGUCGGCCGAGGCAAUCCUCACAAUGCAGCAGUUAGCGCAUGCUCCUCAAAACUACUACGACAUCAUUCGACGAUAUUCAACUGCAGUGAUUUUAUCUUCUGUAUUCGGGAUUCGUGGACCUGAGUUCAGCCAUCCCAACAUUCAACACUUGUAUAAAGUACAAGAUCAAUUCACUGCCAUCCUUGAGACAGGAGCAACACCACCGGUGGACAUAUUCCCCUGGCUGAAGAAACUUCCUUCGUUCCUGGCUCCGUGGCGAAAUUGGGCUUUAGCAAUCCGGCAAGAACAGCGAAGUCUCUAUUUUGAGCUUCUUCGAGGGGCGAAAGAGCGUGUUGCAGCGGGUGCCAAACGUAACUGUUUCAUGGAUAAAUUGCUGCAAGAGUCGAAACCCAUUAAAAAUGGCCUUGACGAUGAACACAUCGCUUACAUCGGAGGUGUACUUAUGGAGGGUGGCUCGGACACAACUUCAUCAACUCUGUUAUCGUUCCUACUUGCCCUUGUUAAGUAUCCGAGAGUACUGCGCAAGGCACAAGAGGAGGUUGAUCGAGUGUGUGGAGUGCAGAGAUCUCCAAGUUUCGAAGACCUGGCAAAGAUGCCGUACAUCAAGCAUUGCAUGACAGAGGUACUACGCUGGCGGCCGGUAGCUGCCGGAGGUAUUCCCCAUCUCUUAAUUCAAGACGAUUCAUACGGCGACUAUUUCUUUCCCAAAGGUACCAUCUUCUUAGCAAACACAUGGGCUAUCCACCACGACCCGGACCUAUACGAUGAUCCAGAAGAGUUUAGACCAGAGCGUUACGAAAAUCAUGACCUGGGAUACAAACCAGACAUUGAUGCCAACGGUUUACGCAAGACGUACGCUUUCGGUGCCGGCCGACGCAUCUGCCCGGGGCAACAUUUAGCAGAAAACUCGCUCGUCAUUAACAUGAGCAAAAUUGUCUGGGCCUUUGAGAUAACACCUAAGAAGAAUCCGUCGGGACAGUCUCAGCUUCUUGAAGAUUUUGAUGACUCUAUGGCAACUGCGUGGACAGACGGGUUUCUUGUAGCUCCAAAACCUUUCGCACUAGACAUUCAUGUGCGUUCUGAAAAGCACCGAGAGAUAAUCGAUCAAGAGUGUGCGGAAGCUCAAAAUGUGUUUAAGCAGUACAGCGGUUGA